AAAUUAAAGACAAUCACUUUCUUGAUAGCUUUGGUUAUUCGACGACGUGCAAGGUGGGAGCCGUUUAGCCGAUUUUCUUCCUCCAUCGCGUUAGGGUUUGUAAGAAGAAAUGAUCGACUUGUUCUUGUCGGAGCCCAAUUGGAACGACGCCGUAGAGGAUGACUCCACCAGAUUCAGAAUCUCCCUUUUCAACAACUUGGAAACCGUUAUUUGGUCGACGGUGGGUCGCGCCGAAGCACGUCUAUGGCUCUGCAACGCCGUUGGGGGAUUGAGCUCCGUUUCGUUUCUUGAACAGCGUGACCUGUUUCGGAAUUUGCUCAGAACUCAGGGGCUGAAGCAUAGUUCCGCUUUGGCCUCCCAGCUUCUUCAUUUGAUGUUCGACACGUGGCCCCAGGAACUGGGCUCCGUUUUGGCUAACAGAAGUCGCGUGCUCGAGAAAUUUUUUGAAGGUAAUCCUAAGCGUGUAUUGGCGUGGUUUUCUUACUCUUCAUCUGGUGAUGGAUUAGAGCAAGGGAAAGGUUUCAGGGCACUAUCCCAGUUUGCAUUUAUAAAUAGGGAUAUUUGUUGGGAGGAGCUGGAGUGGAAAGGAAAGCAUGGGCAGUCGCCAGCAGUGGUUGCUACGAAGCCCCAUUAUUUUCUUGAUUUGGACAUCCAGCGAACAGUAGAAAAUUUUCUUGAAAAUGUUCCUGAAUUUUGGUCAUCUGAUGAGUUUGCUGAAUCGGUGAAAGAUGGUGAUAUUUUUCACAUUGAUAGGUCAUUCUUUGUGCUUUAUUUCGUUGAUUUAAUGUAUAAAGAGGAUUUAAAAGAUGUAUGGGAUGUCAUAAACGAAUUCUUCAUGAGACAGCCUUUCUCCUCUUUAUGUGGGCAUCUUCUUAUUACUCUUGAUGACCAGGACUUGUGCUACUUUCUGGAAUCGCUUUGUAAAUCUCUUGGCCCAAGAAUGGAACUUCACCAUGUCAAUGAUGUCUCUCAUUUGUUUGUGAUUGUACUUUUUAAGUGUGGUGUUUAUGGAUCUAUUGACCAGUUACUGCUGUUAAAUGCUGUCAUUACUCGGGGGAGGCAACUUCUACGCCUUUUACGUGAUGAAGAGAAUCGGGAUCUACAGGAAAAAAUAAAUGAAAUUGUGUCAAAAAUAUCUGAAAUCCCAGGCAAUGCUAACAGCUGGAUCCCAAUCUUCAAGAACAGAAGUAAGAAGAAAACUAUAGAAGCAAUAAAAUGUCUGUCACUUCAGGCUUGGGUUCUUUACUAUAGAUUGUCACAAGAAUGCCAGACCCCUGAGUCCUGGGAGUCUGUCUUUACGAAUAAUCAAAUUGGUUUUCGCAACUCUAAUAAACAUGCAUUACUAGAUGAAGAUGGGCCAUCAGAAGAAGAUUGUUCUAGUUUUGAUUGUAGUUCUUCCGUUAGAGUUAAAAAUAGGAGGAAAAAGAGGGCCAGAAAGAAGAAAAGGAGAACUUAUGAUUGCAAUGAAGAUGAUGAGGAGCUGCUACAUUUUGAUUCUGCAAGCAAGAAGUUGGUCUUUCUGUCAAAUACUAGAAGUUGGUUGCUUUCAACUGAUGGGUACACUUCAGUAUGGAGCAGUGAAGAUUUACCUGAGUACCUUCAUAGACAGUGCUUGUCUAGAUGGAUGAUAUGGCUUUUCGAAAAAUGAGGUCGUGGCCCUGCUUUGAUUUAUCUACCAAAGAGAUGUGACAUCUCAACAUCAAACUGUGUGAUGGCAAGAUGUCCAAAGUUUUGGUGUCUCCCACUCUGUUCAUGAAAGCAUAGUGUGAUUCUUGAGUCCGCUCUUGGCUAUUGCGGGUGAUCUGAAAAACUUGCACAUCAUUUUGAAGAUUCUCACAGACGUAAAUGAGACUUCCUGUGGAUGGAAAAGAUCUGAGAAAUUACAUGAACAGGAAGCCUGAGAACUCCCUCAAAACGAUUAGACUCGGGUUCAUUGUGAACAUGUCGAAGUGAUAAAAGCUUUGCUUCUGCUUCAUUAACUGCUAAUGUCUUAUGAUUGGCAACAUGGGUUAUCAUCCAUAUGGCCUAAAAUUCUGAAUUACACAUAAGUCUAACUUCCAACGUUGCUACGAUCAUUCAUAUUUGCAGGAAGAACACGCCCAGGCAAGUUAUAAUGCUUAGUUCCAUCACUAAUUUUCUAACAGCAUGUUACAUCUAGUUGUAUUUAUAUUCGUACUACAAUUCAUAGCAUUUCUUAUUUGCUGAUAAAGACGGGGUGCACUUGUUAUUUAUAUGCCAUUAUGAGUAUUAUCCACUUACAACAAUU
Molecule: messenger RNA, 2266 nt
Organism: Abrus precatorius (Indian licorice)
Lineage: Eukaryota; Viridiplantae; Streptophyta; Magnoliopsida; Fabales; Fabaceae
Exons: 3
Coding region: 110-1648 (512 amino acids)
Source: RefSeq, a predicted model, not a curated record